Messenger RNA from Pyrus x bretschneideri (Chinese white pear), 624 nucleotides. RefSeq names its product vegetative cell wall protein gp1. Bases 73 to 492 code for a protein of 139 amino acids. The transcript is spliced from 5 exons. NCBI's taxonomy places the organism in Eukaryota, Viridiplantae, Streptophyta, Magnoliopsida, Rosales, Rosaceae. The record is from RefSeq and is a predicted model, not a curated record.
UCGUAACUAGCUUUCCUGCAAGCAUCUCACUCCCUUAUAGUUUCUUCAUAGAGCUGCUGUUCACUAAACAAAAUGGCUAUCAAAGUUAUCUUCCUCCUGUUCGUUACUGUUCUCCUGGUUUCUACGAUGGUUUCAUCUCAGGACGAUGAUGGUAUCGACGAUCUCAAGGCAAAGAAGCCAUCACCUACGAAACCCAAGCCAUCACCAAAAGCACCCAAGUCGCCAUCUUCAAAGGGACCCAAAUCACCACCAAAAUCACCCCCCAAAUCACCCAAGUCACCGGCAAAGCCCGGAAAGUCGCCACCAGGUGCACCACCGUCAGCUGAUGAUGAUCCGUACUCUGAUGACCUUCCGGAGGAUGAGCCGGUCACUCCGCCACUUUCCGUAUCUAAGGUCUCAUCUCAUGAAGACAAGAAAAUCAUGGGGCCAAAGUAUAAAUAUUCAGGUUCAUCGUCGGACGGUGAGCGACCAACAAAUGGUAGCCAAAGCUAAUCUAAUAGGAGUACAUAUACAAGAAAGGCAAUAAAAUGUUAUAAUGUAUAAUUCAAUAAUGUUUAUUCAACUGCUCAAUCUUCAUGUAAGGGAUGACAUAUAUUUCAAUAGUAAAUAACCCUAGUUCCUUUU